GUAGUUGUCGUCAAACUGGCUAGCUAUCUUUGACGCCUUUUAGCUAGCUAACGUUAGUUCAUCUGGAAAAAUCGUGGAGGAGAAGCUAUUCAGCUUUGAAGCCAUUUUGGUUAUCAGUGAACAGUGUAAAAUAGCUGCCCAAAUAAACGACAUUCAAUUGGUGGAGAGGCGUCUGACCGACCACCUCACCGAGGCCUUCUCUGCUUCAGAGUCAUUUAUCCUGAAGAUGCUUCUGCUUUGUCUAAUCACUGCUCCUCACCGCUGUUUCAGGUAGGAAGCUUGUGUGUCGACGUCACUGAGGAGGGAUGCCUGUUGAAAGUGGAAACAGCGCAGCCGCCAGACAAGCCAAGCAGAAACGCAAGUCGCACAGCCUGUCCAUACGGCGAACUAACAGCACCGAGCAGGAUCGCCCUUCGGGUCACAGAGACAUGCUGGAGGGACAGGACUCCAAGUUGCCCCUAUCCUUGAGGAGUAACCUACUGGACCUUUUUGGACAGAUAGAGCGUGAAUUUGAAAACCUCUACAUUGAAAACAUAGAAUUGCGACGAGAAAUUGAUUCACUCAAUGAACGCCUGACUGGUGAGGGACAGGCAGUGGAUGGAGGAGACCUUACCAAAGGAGCUCUGAAAACCAAAGCCAGCCAUAGCACAAGCCAGCUCUCCCAGAAACUCAAGACCACAUACAAGGCUUCCACAAGCAAGAUCGUCUCCAGUUUCAAAGCCACCACAUCCCGUGCCGUUUGUCAGCUGGUGAAGGAGUACGUGGGCCACAGAGAUGGCAUCUGGGACCUGGCCGUUACCCGCUCCCACCCCGUGGUGCUGGGCACUGCAUCUGCAGAUCACUGCGCCAUGCUGUGGAGCAUUGAGACUGGCAAGUGUCUUCUGAAGUAUGCGGGCCAUGCAGGUUCAGUGAACUCCAUCAAGUUCCACCCCACAGAGCAAAUGGCCCUGACAGCAUCUGGAGAUCAGACAGCACACAUCUGGCGCUACAUGGUCCAACUGCCUCUCCCUCAGCCUCCAGCAGACAUCAGCGUGUCCUGUGACGACGACGUGGACUUCUCGGACAAGGACGAGGCGGACCCCGAGGGCGACGGGGUGAACGAGUGCCCGACGGUGCGCGUGGCCACCACUACCCUCAAGAGCCACCAGGGGGUGGUCAUCGCCGCCGACUGGCUGGUUGGAGGGCGGCAGGUGGUCACUGCGUCCUGGGACCGCGCGGCCAACCUGUACGAGGUGGAGACCUCCGAGCUGGUCCACACUCUCACAGGUCAUGACCAGGAGCUGACCCACUGCUGCACACACCCCACCCAGAGACUGGUGGUGACCUCAUCACGAGACACCACUUUCCGCCUGUGGGACUUCAGGGACCCAUCCAUCCACUCAGUGAAUGUGUUUCAGGGGCACACCGACACGGUGACGUCAGCCGUCUUCACGGCAGGAGAUAACGUGGUGUCUGGAAGUGACGACCGCACGGUGAAGGUGUGGGAUCUGAAGAACAUGCGCUCGCCCAUAGCCACCAUCCGCACCGAUUCAGCAGUCAACAGGAUAAGUGUCUCCGCCACGCAGAGGAUCAUCGCACUCCCACACGACAACCGACAAGUCAGGCUGUUCGACAUGACGGGAGUACGGCUCGCCAGACUGCCACGCAGCAACAGACAGGGCCACCGGCGCAUGGUGUGCUGUUCCGUGUGGAACGAGGAGAACCAGGCCUGCAACCUCUUCACCUGCGGCUUCGACCGGCAAGCCAUCGGCUGGAACAUCAACAUCCCCGCCCUCCUGCAGGAGAAGUGAGCUGGCGCCGCCGCCGCCACCACCACCGCUGCCACCACAGCAGCGCAGGCCUGCCGAGUGCCACCCACGGGUGCCCUCUCGCCCUCCCUUCUCUCUCUCUCUCUCUCUCUCUCUCUCUCUCUCUCUCUCUCUCUCUCUCUCUCUCUCUCGCAUGCUGUUCAUCCACGCCAGGGCACAGCCGCUCUCCCACCAACAUGCUCACAUUCACUCAUUCAUUCACUCACACACACGUGAGCGAAGCCUCAUCCACAGUCUGCAGCCAAAACUGUGUAAUGUAGGCUCAUACGAAGACAUUUACAAUGUGUGUUUAUGUGUGUGUGUGUGUGCGUGCGUGUGUUAGAAAGGAGUUUGUUUUCCUACAGGAUGCUUCUCUCCAACUCAUUUGAUAUCAUCCUGUUUGGUUCUGUUACUGUUCUGGUCAGAGAAUGGGAAAUCUGUUCUUUACUUCCUGUAAGCUGUCUGAAGUAAAGCAGACAGCGAGGAUCUCUGUUGUACUGCGCGUCCCGCGAUAACUAUUCAACUUGCAUAUCUGUCUUGUCGUCGACGUCACCGUGUGCCAUCUACCCCAGUCCUGUUCACAUGGGUGGGCUUAUUGAGCAGAUAUGUCGGUGAGCACAUUUACACGUCACCACAAUUCCUGUUGAGUUGAAACACUUACAUAAACAACAACAACAACAACAACAACAUACUCAGACUUUGAUGUACGUACAUCCCUCGUGCUCUGUGGCCCAUCUCUACAGACACGUCUGGACACUAAUAGCAAUCCAUUGUGUUACCGUAAGCACUUCAGCGAGGUUGUGUUUGGGCUCUGUGGUGUCUUUUCAACACGUGUAGAAUUGAGUUCUUUAUGCUGUAUUAGAUUACUUGGCCGUUAUAAGUAAACAGUGCUAGUGUAUAAAGGAUCAUCUGUUGCUUAAGUGCCAGUUGGUGGAGUUUGUUCUUCUGAGCUCAAUCAAACCAAUUAACGUUCAGCUGUGAAUAUAGUCGUCUGCCUUGUCUUUUUGAGAAGGGACUUCACUAAAGCCUCCUCGAGAACAGUCGAGGAAGUAACUCUUUAUUUUUAGAUGGAGGCGGUGCAGUCAGUCAAGGUGUGUAAUCCUGUGAAAACUACGCUCUAGGGCAAGACUCGCUGUGCAAGGAAACAUGAGAGGGAAAGCAAUGUUGGAAAGUAAGGAAUGUUAAUAGCAUCCUCCCCAUAGCAGAAAGUGUGUGUGUGUGUGUGUGUGUGUGUGUGUGUGUGUGGAUAGUUUUGGUAUGCCCUGAACAAUCAAGCCUGCAGUCGUCGGGAGUUUGAGGGCAGACUUUUUAGAGCAUGCUUAAGAAAGCUGUUGGACCAAUCAUGUGCCGGCUCACGAUCACUGCAGAGUUCCAAAUCUACAGUAGGCCGCUGUAUAGAGUGAGUGGAAUGGGAUUGGACUCGUUGCACCGUUUAUGCUACUGUUCACACCUUGUUGUUACACUGUGCCGGACAAGCAGUUUGAUGUUUACCAAUGUUUUAUCACUGUUGAAAUGCAAUUCAUGUAGAACUGGUCAAACACCGUAUUUCCUGUAUUAGAGCUAAAGCCUUAGCCCUGGGUGUCCAACUCAAGUUAAUCAGCACAGAUUUAAAGAUUAAACAUUAAAACUUGUUGUGCAUGUUAGUCAGCGGUACGGCCUCUAGUUCAGGAGAGCUUUUUCGUGCCACAGCGUUAGCAGGCUGGCAGUUCAUCUACCGUUUGUUCUGUGUUCAUUCCCCACCGAUUGUUUGUCAUUGUAGAUGUUUUGGAAUAAAAUGACAUAAUGUUCUCUGAUGAUGUCUCUCAGCCAUGACUGUCAUCGUCCAGCAGGUCAGAUACUCAUGUUAGAACGCCUUUCUCUUUAACAUAGCGCUGUUAUAUCGGCAGCUUCUACACAGCAGUGUUUUAUUUUUAGGGUAUACUGUAGUCUGAAGCCAAUUCACGUUUUGUUAUUGAUGGCAAUUGUAGACAUUGGUGACAAACUAGUCGGGCAGAGCACAGAUCAUUUUUUUUCUUCAAUCUUCGCCAACAGGAAUGUGAUCGAACUAUUUGUGCAUCUUAAUCUAAGUUGGGGUCGGGGUGAGAGAUCUUCAGAAGACCAUGUCUGAUAUUGUCACGUGCUUUCAGUGCUUUCUGUCAUGGCGUCGUUUUCUGAGCCAGAAUAUCAGAGAAUCAACCUCCAGUUCAGAGUCUUGAUUUGUAGCAUUAUGGUAAUACCAGUAGUCUCCACACAAGUAACACCAGUCUCCCAGUUUUUCUAUUGUAAACUUUAUGUUUUGAUGGAUGUGAGAAACGUGAAGAUGUAUGUUGUGGAAAACCUUGAUGGUAAAACAAUGUAAAUAUGUUAACCGAGCCUCAUAGGGGCUCAGAAAAUGAGUGGUUGUGUUGUAUGUAUCUGAAGUCAAUUAAAAAUAUAUAAAUACAUAUUAUCUGUUAUACGAGCUGAAUGUUGUACACAAGUGCAAACAGUGGCUUGUAAAUUCCAAUAAAAUGUUUGCUUUUUGGACUGAGAUAAGAGGUCAUCAUACCUGCAACAAUUAAAAUGACAAAUGUUGCUC
Messenger RNA from Sardina pilchardus (European sardine), 4344 nucleotides. It is a transcript of the gene wdr37, whose product is annotated as WD repeat domain 37. The record is from RefSeq and is a predicted model, not a curated record. Gene Ontology annotation, molecular function: protein binding. The transcript has 15 exons. The coding region runs from base 306 to 1790 and encodes 494 amino acids. Lineage: Eukaryota; Metazoa; Chordata; Actinopteri; Clupeiformes; Clupeidae.